This is a messenger RNA of Zasmidium cellare ATCC 36951, 1203 nucleotides long. RefSeq lists its product as uncharacterized. The transcript is spliced from 2 exons. Lineage: Eukaryota; Fungi; Ascomycota; Dothideomycetes; Mycosphaerellales; Mycosphaerellaceae. The coding region runs from base 1 to 1203 and encodes 400 amino acids. The record is from RefSeq and is a predicted model, not a curated record.
AUGGAGAACGAUGAUCGUUUCUGGCUCUGCCUGCAUGCUGGCAGGCUCCAAAGUCGUCAAGGGGCUCUUAGCGGCGAGGUUCUUUGGGCUUCGUGGAUGGAAGCAGUCGUCAAUCUCGAGGUGGCUCCGUUGGCGGUGACGCUGAUCUGGGCGGCGAGGGUUUGCUUCGCGAGGACGAGAGCAGCGCGAUCCCUCUCCACCGGCAUUCUGGAGCCCAGCGGAGCCCGAAGAAAACCAGACAACGAUUGUGACACCGUGCGACGAAGAUCUGCCAUUGCAAGGAGGACCGGGGCAGGGAGUCGAAACGGGAGCGAGUCCAAGCCGCAUUACAACAGCAUCGGGUUUGACACCGAGAAUCUGGAGUCAGACUUGGAGAUCGUCGAGGGUAGUUCGGCAGCAGGACGUUUCUCGUUGGAGGUCGAUGUUCCUCUGGGCGGCGAGACGGCGCCUUCUUUGGGAGAGAGCAAGGACUUGGACUGCAGCCAGUUCGUGCAAGUCAGCCGGCAGGCUGGAGUCGAGACGAUGAUGGUGCUUCCGCUGGAUGAGAUUUCGACCAAGGACUUCCAUUGCGAUACCACGACUGCCAACUCGACCACCAUCGACCAGAUCCAAAUCAACCAACACCCAUCUCAACCACUCGGCCAUCCUGCAUCCCAUCAGCCUCAUCCAGCUCCAACUCCCCCUCGCGCCAACACCACCAACCCAGAAGCAAGAAAGUCCAAAACAACAACGACCCAGAUCUCUCAGCACCAGUUUCAACGCCAGCGAGGCAUAUCGCCUGAACCACCCUCCUCACGGAGAGUGAUGGGACCAAAAGGUGCGCUGCCGAACAUCCCUCCCACCAAACGCAUCGACAACAGAAAAGAAAGACAGAACCCCAAUCACCCACGAUCAAGAGUCUACCACGAGCAGUCUGCAAGAAUCUUCAGUCCCAGCGCACCUCUCAGACAAGCCACCGACGAUUCCAUCUCUUCGGAGCCGGGCAAACUGGGUGUUCCACGCCGGAAUACGCAACCCAAAGCGACUUCGAAUGCAGAGCAACAGAAUGAGGAGGCACCGUAUGGUGAUCUCAUCUUUGCCACGGGCGCGAUGAGAGGUCUUGGCGUGAGCAAGGAGGCGACUGCAGCGAAGGACUAUCCGGGUUAUCUGAACCGGCAGCCCAAGGACAAAGAUGAUGGCGACGAUGGGAAUGCGAAGCCAUAG